AGUGGUUUCACUAUAGAAUGAGACUACUCCAUAACCCAUGUUUUGGUUUUAUUCAUUGAUUAGGACAAAUCAGGAGAUUAAAAUUAAAAUUCAUUGUACUAGUCAAACACUGAAUCCAAGGUAGUAUUGAAGGAAAAUUGACUGCAAGGAUUUUCUGGUUAAAUUUCAUUUUCCUCUCUAUUUCCCUUAUGAAUUAUUUAUUUUCUUCUCUCCCUUUUUUCUAGCUGAUGGUCUUUCUCUUUCUAACUCUAUUAUUUCUCCAAAUAAUGGAAUUUGAAUGUGAUGCUUUUCAUUGAUAUGUUUCUCCAAACUGAACCUUAAAAUUUUGCAUGGAAUGGAAGAAGCAGAUGAAGGAAGUUUUGGUGGCUCUACAAGAACCUCGUGUGUUUCAUUUCAUAUUUUUUGUUCAGUAGUUUCGUCAUUUUAUCUCAAAAAAAUAAUGUCCAUGUAUGACCAUGAAGUCCAAGGGGCAACGACUUUGAAUCCUUUGCAAGCUUUUAGAACUGUCAAAUUCACAGAUUUCGUGAUGAAUUGGACACAAAUAAGUUAAUGGAAAACAAAGAGAGUCACUUGUCAAUGCUGGCUUAUGAGAUGAGUGGCAAACAGAAGUUUGAGAAGGAUGCAAUAGGGAGGUCCUUAGAUGGAAGAGAACUUUCCAGGGUCUUUUCUGAGGAUUAUGAUGCCGCACAAAUGUUGAUAUUGGAUCCUAGGGGAACUAGAGUAAAUAAAUGGAACAAAAUAUUCUUAGCAGCUUGUUUGAUUUCACUAUUUGUGGAUCCCUUAUUCUUUUACUUACCAGUGGCUAAGAAAGACAAGUGCAUUGAUAUGUCAACUGGUCUUGAAGUGUCCCUUACCAUAAUUCGGUCACUGGUUGAUGCAUUUUACAUUAUUCAGAUUUAUUUUCGGUUUCAAACCGCUUAUAUUGCUCCUUCCUCUCGUGUUUCUGGUAGAGGAGAGCUUAUUAUAGACUCUUCUAAGAUUGCAUCAAAGUACCUGCAGAAAGACUUCUGGCUUGAUCUUGUGGCUGCUCAACCACUUCCACAGGUAUUGAUUUGGGCUGUAAUCCCAAAUCUAAAGGGGUCUCAAAUGAUUGCUUCAAGGCAUGUUUUGCGCCUUGUUACCAUUUUCCAGUACCUCUUGAGGUUGUAUCUUAUUUAUCCCUUAUCAUCUGAAAUCAUUAAGGCAAAUGGGGUAAUGAUGGAGAAAGCAUGGGCUGGGGCAGCAUAUAAUCUGACGCUCUAUAUGUUGGCUAGUCAUGUUUUAGGUUCCUCUUGGUAUCUUUUAUCAAUUGAAAGGCAGAAUGAAUGUUGGAAGAAAGCUUGUACAUUGCAGUACCCAUACUGCCAGUAUCAUUAUCUUGAGUGUCAAAGCAUAGGUGACCCAAAUAGAAUUGCUUGGUUAAGAUCAAGUAAUCUAUCAGACCUAUGUGAUCAGAACAGUGAUUUCUUUCAUUUUGGCAUUUUUGCGGAUGCUCUAACUUUGGAAAUUACGGGCUCCAAAUUCUUCAACAAAUACUGUUACUGUCUUUGGUGGGGACUAAGGAAUCUAAGCUCUGUAGGACAGAAUCUCUUAACAAGCACACGGGUUGCAGAGAUAAAUUUUGCUGUGAUUGUUGCAAUUCUUGGAUUGGUGCUCUUUGCAUUGCUUAUAGGAAAUAUGCAAACCUACCUGCAAUCCACCACUACACGGCUAGAAGAAUGGAGAAUAAGAAGGACAGAUACGGAAAGAUGGAUGCAUCACAGGCAGCUCCCUCAUUACCUAAAGCAAAAUGUGCGCCGUCACGACCAAUUCAGAUGGGUUGCCACUCGAGGAGUUGAUGAGGAAACUAUUCUCCGAGACCUUCCUGUGGACCUCAGACGCGACAUCAAACGCCACCUUUGCCUUAAUCUAGUCCGACAAGUACCACUAUUUGAUCAAAUGGAUGAGAGGAUGCUAGAUGCAAUAUGUGAGAGGCUGAAGCCUUCUCUUUUCACUCCAGGAACUUGUGUAGUUCGUGAAGGUGACCUUGUGAAUGAGAUGCUCUUCAUUGUUCGAGGACGCCUAGAUUCUUGCACCACCAAUGGUGGCAGAACAGGUUUCUUCAACACCUGCAGAAUUGGCUCUGGUGACUUCUGUGGAGAAGAGCUAUUGCCAUGGGCCUUGGACCCUCGUCCAACCGUCGUCCUUCCUUCUUCGACUCGAACCGUGAAAGCCAUCACUGAAGUGGAGGCUUUUGCACUCAUUGCUGAGGACUUGAAGUUUGUGGCAGCCCAAUUCCGCAGGUUGCAUAGCAAGCAACUGAGGCACACAUUUAGGUUCCACUCUCAUCAGUGGAGGACUUGGGCUGCAUGCUUUAUACAAGCAGCGUGGUUUAGGUAUAAGAGAAUGAAAGAGACUAGUGAUCUUAAGAAAAAGGAGAAUGUGAUGAUGUCCUAUGUGCCUGGAACUGGCACUGAACAUUUCUCUGCACCACUGCAGCCCCUAAUGAGUUCAAGUUUAAGAAUUUGUGCUGCUAAACUAACAGCCAGCCCAAGGAAAGGUAGGAGCUUAAGAUAUGGUGCUGAACUUGACAUUCUUGGUUCAUUGAGGAAGCCCCUUGAACCUGAUUUUACUGAUGAUGAUAGUUGAAAGCAUUGGAGGACUAGGACUGCUAAUCAUUGUGUAUUUUAGGACUAUGAAAGGAGUAUGUGAUGCUUAUUAAUUAUAGAAUAUAGUGAACUAUGUAACUAUGAAGGACUCCUCACCUUUUAGACCAG
Abrus precatorius (Indian licorice) is the source of this 2735-nucleotide messenger RNA. RefSeq names its product protein CNGC15a-like. The transcript has 7 exons. Gene Ontology annotation, biological process: potassium ion transport; transmembrane transport. The coding region runs from base 550 to 2607 and encodes 685 amino acids. The record is from RefSeq and is a predicted model, not a curated record. Gene Ontology annotation, molecular function: voltage-gated potassium channel activity. Lineage: Eukaryota; Viridiplantae; Streptophyta; Magnoliopsida; Fabales; Fabaceae. Gene Ontology annotation, cellular component: membrane.